Messenger RNA from Pseudo-nitzschia multistriata, 5835 nucleotides. NCBI's taxonomy places the organism in Eukaryota, Bacillariophyta, Bacillariophyceae, Bacillariales, Bacillariaceae. The record is from the annotation of a GenBank genome assembly.
CUCCCGAUCAGAAGCAGAAGCAAAAGCAAAAGCAAAAGCACAACACAGGACACAAAACGGCUCGUUGUCUCUCCGACCGGCAACGAAACCCAGAGCAAUCAUUGCCAUGCCGAAGCCAACACCAACGAACACGCGGGGAGGCAUCAAGCGGCAGCGAUGCCCGAGCGGCGGACCACGGACACCGGCCCUCCGCCUUUCCCCUUCGAUCCUCCUCUUCCUUUCCGCGGUAUGGCUGGCGGCGGCCUCCGCCGGGGCCAGGCGGGCGCCCUGGUCGCUGGCCCCGCUGCCGUCGUCGUCGUCGUCGUCGUCGUGGGGAAAGAACCGAGCCACGCCACUGGCGCUGAGCGCCCGCGGCGGGGGCGGUGACCGGACGGAACCAAGCGCAUCCAAAACCAGCAGCAACCAUUGCAACGAGGACGACGAAGAGGACGACGAGGAGCGGUACAGCCGGCAGGUCUACACGAUGGGGGCGCGGGCGCACGGGCUGGUCCGGUCGUCCAGGGUGUACCUCGACGGGCCCGCCCGCUCGGGGCUCCUGUGGGAAUCCGCCAAGAACCUGGCGCUCUCGGGGGUGGGGAGCCUCGUGGUGGUGGUGGACGACGAGAACGACAGCGACGAUGCCCGCAACGAUGCCAGCGCACCGUGCCCGCACUACCACGAUCCGGCCCUCGACGACCUCGGGAGGACCUACCUCCGCGGGGCCCUGGCAGAGCUCGGGGACCUUGCGGCGGAGGACCCUUCCGCCGUCCUGGUCGGCUUUCUCCGGCGCCUCAACCCGGCACUGGCGGUGUCCACGAUCUCCCGCAGGAAGCUGCUCUCCGGCGAGGACGAACACGAAGAGGAAGAACGAGGAGAAGGGGUCCUCCUGUGCGUCGAUCGCCCCUGCCAGGAGCAGGCCGAAUGGAACGAGGCCUGCCGGAAAGCCGGCCUCGCCUUUGUGGCGGUGGAAACCGCCGGGGUCUACGGCCGCGUCUUUUGCGACUUCGGCCCGACCCACGCGGUCCACGACGCGGACGGCGAGGCCCCCCUGGUCGUCCCGCUGGACCGCGUCGAGGCCCUGCCGCCAGAGGAAGGAAGUGGCGAAGAAGCAAGGACGGCGACGACGACGACGACGACGAUCCUGGUCCGGAGCGUCGAGGGGGAACACCACGACGUCUCGGGGGGCGACACCGUCGUCUUUUUGCGGUCCGACGGAUCCGUCCUCGAGGACUGCCGCGGGACGGUCGCCCGGGUCGAAACCCCCGAGCGCAUCCGGGUUCGGAUCGACGCCACCGAAACCCAAAACAGCGAAACCGAAACCAUCGACGCGAUCAACGCGGAAGCCGUCGCCUUUAGCCGGGAGAAACAGAUCGAGGAAAUCUCCUUCGAGCCCCUCGCCAAAGCCGUCGGCGAGGCCACCGACAAAGGGACCGCCCACRCCGUCUUCACCCCCUGCGACCUCGACAAGUCCUUCGACGAGACCCGCCGGGGGGCCGUCUUUGGGUGCUUCCAGGCCCUCGGCUCGUACGCGGAAACCCACGGUCGCAUGCCCGUGCCGGGAGAGGAGGACGAGCCGGCCUUUCGGGAGCUGGCCACGGAGGCCGCCGGCGAGURCGGAAGCGAAAGCGAAAGCGAUGACUGGAAGAAGCACUGCGCGACCUUUCUGAAAACCUGCCCCGCCAAGUUCGUCCCACUCCAGGCCAUCUUUGGGGCGAUCGCCUCGCARGAAUGCCUCAAGGCCGUGUCGGGCCUCUACAACCCCGUCCGGCAGUUUCUCYUGUACGACUGCGACGAGAUUCUGGACACGACCGAAACGAAGAAARCGAAAAAGACCGCUGCCGAAGCGRCGUCGGAAGACGACGAAGAAACCACCGGCCUGUCCUACCUCCUCGGACCAGAGGUUGCCCGCCGCCUGCGGGCCCAGAAGCUCUUUGUCGUGGGGUCCGGCGCAAUCGGGUGCGAGAUCCUCAAGAACGYCGCCGCCAUGGGACUCGGCACCUUUGGAUCCGGGAGCCUCGUGGUCACGGACAUGGACACGAUCGAGAAAUCCAACCUGAGCCGGCAGCUCCUCUUCCGGGACGAGGACAUCGGAAAGUUCAAGAGCAGGGCCGCCGAGGAGGCCGUCCUCCGGAUGAACCCGUCGGUGAGGGUGGAAUCCCACACGAGCAGGGUCGGGGACGGGGAGGAUCCGGGUCCCUUCGAUCCGGCCUUCUGGUCCGGAGGGGUCGACGUGAUCCUGAACGCCCUCGACAACAUCGAGGCCCGCCUCUUCAUGGACGGYCAGUGCGUGGCAAACAAAAAGGCCCUGGUCGACGCCGGGACCCUCGGAUCGAAGGGGAACGUCCAGGUGGUGGUUCCACACCAGAGCGAAUCCUACGGGGCAAGCGCGGACCCCCCGGAACCGGCGAUCCCGGUGUGCACCCUCAAGAACUUUCCCUACGCCAUCUCGCACACGAUCCAGUGGGGCCGGGACCUCUUCGACGGCCUCUUUGUGCGGAGGCCCGUGCAGGCSAACCAGUACGCGCMGCUGUUCGCAGGCUCGGGCACCGGGGGGCUGGCCGGUGCGCUGGACGAGGAGCUGGGCGACGAGGCUGCCCUGGAAGCCGCCAGGGAGCUCGCGGAGGACCUGGCGGUGCUGCACGGAGAGGACAACGGAGCCGGCAACGAAGCYCUCCUCGAGCAAAAGGCCAUCGAGUGGGCGGUUGCGCUGGGGAAAAAAUUGUUUCAAACCGCCAUCGAGGAACUCCUUCUGGAACACCCCCUCGACAAGCUGGACGAAGACGGAGAACGCUUCUGGUCUGGAUCGAGAAAGCCGCCGCAACCGCUGUCGUUCUCGCUGGACCCAGAGGAACAGGCGGCCGAGGGCGCCGCAUCCCAAAGAGAAGAGAUCAACAAGAACAUGAUCGACUUUGUUCGAAGCGCUUCCCGGCUUCGGUACGAGACGUACGCCGGGAUUCCAUCGGAUUCCCGGGAAAACGCCGGGAUCGUUUCGCGCGAGACAGCAAUGSAGGCCCUCGCUCAUGCCACCGAGAACGAGAACGCUGCCCGAAAGGAAGAGGACUCCGAAACAACCAAGCGAUCGAAAAUCCAGGGUCUUUUGUCCCCGCUCGAAGGGCUUUCCUCGAGUGACCAAGCGGCACCACGAUCCCUGUCCCCGGCCGAGUUUGAAAAGGACGACGAGUCGAACGACCACAUUGCUUUCAUYACCGCUGCUAGCAAUCUCCGUGCCAUCUGCUACGGAAUCGCCCCGGUAGACGCCAUGGAAACCCGCAAGGUGGCGGGRAAAAUCGUGCCAGCGAUGAUCACGACCACCGCCUUUGUAUCGGCUCUUUCGUGCAUCGAACUGGUGAAGCUGACGCAGGGAAUGCCGUUGAAUCGCUAUAGAAACGCCUUCAUCAACCUCGCACUCCCGUUUUUUGCCUUCACUUCUCCCCUUCCUGCCGAGGAGUUUCCCGGCGUGAGAGGAGAAACCCACACGCUGUGGGACCAAAUAAACAUCAAAGAAGGAAAGAAGGCGGCGAAGGCAGGUGGACUGACCGUCCGGCGCCUCCUCAGAAGAAUUCAGAAAAAGGCGCAUGCCGAAGACCCCGACGCUAUUCAGGUUUCYAAUAUUUCUAUUGGGCCCAUUAUGAUAUACGCUAAUUUCUUGCAUGAGGACGAUGAAGAACUUUUGAACAAGAGCAUAUGGAAAGUUAUUGAGGAAGCUGUACAAUCUGGGGCARAAUUCGACGAAGAAUUUUCUCGGGAUGGCCCAGUGGCCAGCGAUGAUAGCGCGGCUACGGUAUCUAUCUCCUCGGCCUCCUUUGUCGACCUCGCAGUUUCCGUUGAAGAUACCGAAACAUACGAAGAAGUAGAACUUCCCCCGGUUCGAGUCUUCCGCUCGUGAUUAAAAUAAAGAUAUAGAGAACGCCUAAUCUCCGACUCAAGGAUCAAUGUGUUUCAACCAUGCUCUUCUGUUGAAARCUAGGCCGGAGUGUUUUCUAUAUCAUCGUUGCUAUUUCCGGUCAACAAUCUUGCAAUAGCUGAUUCUGGAACCGCUUCUAGUGUGGCAACCUUCAAGGCCUUCGCAAAAAGAGAUGGGAAAGAAUUGAGAUCGAUGUGCGAAGUAGAUAAUGACUCUUUCCAAACUCGUUCAUGCAAAUACUUGCCUGGAGAGCUGUGCGCAGGGACUCCAACGAUGGUUCACAAUCUGUGGUAACGCAAUCGACCAGUCUCCGAGUCGUUUCUUUCAAUGUUUUCUUAUGACGGAUUUCUGUCUCGAUAUCUGUGUCUUCGCCGCAAAGAGGAGAUUCUGCAAGUUUKUCCUUGAGACUAUUUUCAAUGCUUCGCGCCUUCACAAAGAAAUUCUGAAUGAGAAGCUUUGUUUCGGAGAAAUGCAGCAAAUAGUGGAGAGUCUUCGAUACUUACCUGUUGGACAACAUCAGAUGGCCAGCCACAAGAAAGAGCCAUUUCUACGCCAUAACUCGAUGUUGCAUCACACGGCCCGAUCCCUAUCUUGUGGCUAUAUUCRAUUUCUCCGUUCCCGUCAUCUGGUAUUGACGCUAUGAGGUGCUGAUUCUGAACAGCAGGGUAGGCACGGCUCAUUUGGCUCAUCUGUGGGUAGUGGGAGACGAAAUAGGUCAUGGCACCCUUGGCCAGGAGACUCUCUGCAACAGCCCAUGCAAUGGCUACUCCAUCUUCGUUACUAGUGGCCCUGCCUAGCUCAUCUAGAAGGAUCAAAGACCGRGAAGUCGCAUUAUUGCAUAUGAAAGCAACCUCUUUCAUUUCUAACAUGAAAGAUGAUAUGUUGUUCUCUGUAAAGAAGAAACGAAUGGAAUCGAAAAAAAAAGCAAAAGCGAAAAACUGAAAUGAGAACAUGUCUCGAAAAGAAAGCAAUAAAUGUCAGUAAUUGCUUUGUACUCGUUACCUUGAUCAUCCGCAGUCAUCAUCCUAGCACAGAGUCGGUUGGUGAGCUGUGAAUAAUAUCAGAGUGGAAUAUGAAAUCGACGAGAUAAAUAGAAUAUGGUUGGAUGACGYCUCUGAUCGUAGCACUACGGAAACAAUCUAUUCUAUCAGCUAGCACGGUACAAACUUACGGGGAUCAAGGCUUCUUCUGCGGGCACGUAGCUUCCACAAUGCGCUAAAAGAACAAUGAUUGCGAUUUGUUUGAGAUAUGUAGACUUUCCACUUCCGUUGAUUCCUGAAAUAAUAGUUAGAUUUUUGGACAAGCUUGCGUAAGUAUCGUUUGCAAYCCAUUCUCCAGGCCCACCGUCGGAAGGAAAGACUGAAUCAUCCACGUCGAUUCCGUAUCUUCCGUUGCAAAUAGCAAUCGCAUAGGACUCCCCUGGGUUGGCAGCAGGAGGGACUGCGCUGAUGUGAUCGUCACCCUCGUCGCUGGUUUCGGUUGAUUCAGCCGCUGGUACUGCUCCAUCGGUUAGCAACGGGCGUGCCCAAGGGAGUUUGCUCAGCGUGACUUUGUCAGCAAAGCUGUGGCAGAGGUCUAAAAGAGCGACAGCAUCCGACAGACGAGCCAGGGCAUCGUACUUAGACCUAGCCACGUCGAGGACCUCCUGGAUUCUUUCGUGAGUAAGAAUCAACAAGUCUUGGAUAUUGUCCUGGGAUCGGGUGUUGAGGGACUGAACCUCCUCGGUAGUGCAGUAUAUAUGUUUUCCCGACUUGGAUGGCUGAAUGAAUUCAUUGGGCAGGUUAGAUGCCAUUUCGAGGGGCAGCGAUAGAUAGUACCCCCUCGCUGCGGAAUACCUGACAGCCACGUGGGAGAUUCCGUGGAUCUCGGCAUACUCGUCGGCUUUUUUGUAAAUAUCGUCCACGUUGCUUAGAAAAGCCUUGAUAUUUUUAAAGGGGUAACCAGAUUUUGUA